AUGGUUGCCGCGGACAUCAACCUUAGGCUCCAGGUGGGCCCGGACCCGCCUGCAGAACUGCUGCCCGUCUUGGCGCCUGCCGCCAGCCCAGCGAACUCGAACCAUGCUGAAGUAGACGCUGACAGUGACGCCGGGAUGCCUUCUCUAGUGCCUGUUGAAUAUGUCAUGUCAGACAGUGAAAUCGCACAUGCCAUGUUUUACUUGACGUACCUGAGGUGGUGGCUCUCAGGCAGGGAGUAA
Pleurotus ostreatus (oyster mushroom) is the source of this 240-nucleotide messenger RNA. RefSeq lists its product as uncharacterized. Lineage: Eukaryota; Fungi; Basidiomycota; Agaricomycetes; Agaricales; Pleurotaceae. The transcript is spliced from 2 exons. Bases 1 to 240 code for a protein of 79 amino acids. The record is from RefSeq and is a predicted model, not a curated record.